Messenger RNA from Penicillium oxalicum, 1164 nucleotides. RefSeq lists its product as uncharacterized. The transcript has a single exon. Lineage: Eukaryota; Fungi; Ascomycota; Eurotiomycetes; Eurotiales; Aspergillaceae. The coding region runs from base 1 to 1164 and encodes 387 amino acids. The record is from RefSeq and is a predicted model, not a curated record. Gene Ontology annotation, molecular function: zinc ion binding.
AUGCACAGCAAUCCACCUCCUGCCCCUCUCCCCACCGCACCGGAAUUCAUCGACCAACUCAUCACCAAACUCUCCAACAUCCAACCACUCGCUCCACCCCAACUUCAACCCGACGUCACCACCACCAGCAUCGUCGGGCAUCGACUCAAACCAGUACCAGCACCAGCACCAGCACCAGCAGGGUCAAAUGUCUUUUCCCGACUUUCUCCCACCCAACUGGCUCAAGUGAAACCCCUUCUUCUCACUCUGCAUUGUCUCUUUCCCAACGAUAUUCUCCCCGCGUUGGACAUUUUGGAUCGCAGACUCGUGCAACAGGUCCGCGUGAGGGUGUCUGGCGGCCGAAUCGAGCAGAGCGGGUUCAAAGAAUCGGAAUCUGCAUUGGAUUCCGAAGCUCAUGCUGUGUUACCGGGAUCCGGUACUGUGGUACGAUCGGCAGAAGAGCAAGGUGGAGAUGUGCAGGAUGAGGUUGGACAUACGAUGGUCUCUGGGUCUACUGGAGAUUCAGAUCCUCGUCCUUUGGUAUCUGCGACUGCAGUGACUGCGUACUCAGAUACUGCAGCGUCGAGGGCAUUUCCUCAGCAGCAGCAAACUCAAUUCCAAUCUCAAUCUCAAUUCCAAGUAGCACCAGCAUCAGCACCAGCAUCAGCUUUACAACUCAGCUCAGAAUCCAAAUCUGGAUCAGUCUUCCUAGUCACCUCUACUUCCUCAGCAGCUAUCCAACAAGCCCACCAACCCUCCACACCAUCAACUCUCCUACCCCCUUCUGUAUCCCCGUCAAUCCCCAUGUCCAUCCCAUCAAUCCACAACAAACCAGAACCUACACAAGUCUACGAAGUCCGCCUACACGCCUGGAACUGCACCUGUCCCACCUUUACUUUCUCUGCCUUUCGGGACUUGGCCUCGCGUCAGGCAUCGGCAUCUACUGGUCUUGAUAAUCAGAGCCAGGACCAAAACCAAAGUGCACCAUCAUUUUCUUCCCCAAACCACCCAUUCGGUGGAACACUCACAUCGCAACAGGACCGGGCAUCACCACCUGUAUGUAAACAUCUUCUCGCCUGUCUGCUGUUUAUUCGAUGUCCGGGACUAUUUCAGGAUGGCGGGUUUGCCAAUUUGGGUCUUUCCAGGGAAGAAUUGGCCGGGUGGUGUGCUGGAUGGGGUGGGUGA